This is a messenger RNA of Camponotus floridanus (Florida carpenter ant), 5468 nucleotides long. RefSeq names its product carboxypeptidase D (gene svr). The transcript has 15 exons. Gene Ontology annotation, biological process: proteolysis. The coding region runs from base 262 to 5211 and encodes 1649 amino acids. The record is from RefSeq and is a predicted model, not a curated record. Lineage: Eukaryota; Metazoa; Arthropoda; Insecta; Hymenoptera; Formicidae. Gene Ontology annotation, molecular function: zinc ion binding; metallocarboxypeptidase activity.
AUACAACCCUUUGCUACGACCACGGUGGGGCAUAGUGACAUUUGCUUCAAUUUGAUACCCUUCCUCCUCCCCUCCCCGGUCGCCCUUCGCCCACCUUGUCAUAAUCGCCCACUCAUUUGACGCGUGAACGUCAGCAGUGCACACACAUAUAUAUAGAAGAAUGAAGAAUCCUGUGAUAUGAGUCUCUGACAGCCGUUGACAGCUGUUGACUUCCUCCGAGGGAAUAGCGACAUUUUAAACGCGGGGUCCCUUGUAAAAAAAAUGGGAAGCCAACAUCGUUUCGUAUCGUUCGUCUGCCUCGUCGUGUUCGUCGCUCUCGUGAACAGUCAUUCGUUGAAUAGAUACGAGCAGGACGAUGACUACGUCACCACAUCGUACACGCAUUACGACGAGCUGCAACGGCUCUUGCGCUCCCUGGAACAAAGGUACCCGCGUUUGGCCCGGGUGAUUUCCAUCGGCAAGUCGGUAGAGGGUCGGGAUCUCCUGGUGCUGGAAAUUUCGGAAAAUGUCGGUCAACGCAGUCUCGGCGAGCCCAUGGUCAAAUACGUCGCCAACAUGCACGGCGACGAGGCUGUGGGAAGGGAGCUGCUCAUCAUCCUCGGCCAGUAUCUCCUGGACCGAUACGGCAAAGACGACCGCAUCAGUCGGCUGGUGAAUCAGACGGACAUUUACCUGAUGCCAUCCAUGAACCCGGAUGGUUUUGAAAAUUCAUUGGAAGGAAAAUGCGAGUCCAAGGAGGACUUUUCAGGCAGGGAAAAUGCCAAUCGCGUCGACUUAAAUCGGGAUUUCCCCGAUCAAUUCGAUAGAAGAUUGAGUCAAAUUAAGAAGGGCGUCUCUAUACUAAAUGGUCGUCAGAAUGAGACGGUGGCUAUGAUGACAUGGAUCUCCAAUGAACCUUUUGUACUCUCUGGGAAUCUUCAUGGUGGUGCUGUAGUUGCCAGUUAUCCAUAUGAUUCUGGUAUUCCAAAAACAUGCUGUAUAGAAAGUAAAAGCCCGGAUGACAAAUUAUUUAAAUAUCUUGCCCAUGUUUAUGCGGACAAUCAUCCAGAUAUGCAUAGAGGUGAUGCUUGUCCACCAGAAAGAUUUCCAGGUGGUGUUACAAAUGGGGCAUAUUGGUAUGAAGUAAUUGGUGGAAUGCAAGAUUACAAUUAUGCCCGUUCUAAUGCAUUUGAGAUAACAUUUGAAUUGAGUUGUUGCAAGUAUCCACCUGGUUCAACAAUACCAGAUCAAUGGCAAUUAAAUAAAGAAUCUUUGAUUAAAUAUUUGGAGCAAGCACAUAUCGGAAUCAAAGGUUUUGUACGCAGUACAGACAAUGAUAAUCCAAUUGAAAGAGCAAACAUUGUCAUAAAGGGAAUAAAUCAUAAUAUAACAACCACAACUGAUGGCGAGUAUUGGCGUUUACUACUCCCAGGAAAUUAUUCAGUUUAUGCUACUGCAUGGGGAUAUGAAUCCAGUGAACCAGUAAAUGUGACUGUAUUAGAAGGAAAUCCAACAAUUCUUAAUUUCACAUUAAAUCGCAGAGAAAUAUUUGAUGAACAAGGAGAAGAAAGUACCAUUGAUGAAGUAGUAAGACCCAUCGACAAAUAUGGCUUUUAUCACACCGUGGAAUUCAAACACCACAACUACUCUAUGAUGGAGAGAUUCUUGAAGGAGCUGAAUGCGAAUUAUCCAAAUAUCACCAGGCUCUACAGCAUAGGCUCUUCCGUGCAGGGUCGCGAGCUCUACGUUAUGGAAAUCACGAAAAACCCCGGCAAGCACAGUUCCGAGAAACCUGAAGUGAAGUAUGUCGGAAAUAUGCAUGGAAACGAGGUGGUAGGUCGAGAGAUGCUGCUGCUGUUACUGAGGUAUCUUUGCGAAAAUUACGGCACCGAUGAGAGAGUCACGCGACUAGUAGAAACUGUUAGACUGCAUGUAUUACCGAGCAUGAAUCCCGAUGGAUACGAAAUUUCCAAGGAGGGUGACGUUUACGGAAUCAAGGGCAGAGCGAACGCGAAGGACGUGGAUCUCAAUAGAAACUUUCCCGAUCACUACGAAAUUAACGAUUUUAAUCGGCAUCAGGAGCCCGAGACUGAGGCGAUGAUGAAGUGGAUAGCGAGGAUUCCAUUUGUACUCUCCGCUAAUCUUCAUGGAGGAGCGUUGGUUGCGAAUUAUCCUUACGACAGCGGUUCGCAGGAAUACGUCGCGAAUCCAAGCCCGGAUAAUGAUGUCUUCAAGAUGUUGGCGCUGACGUACUCCAAAGCUCAUCCGCACAUGCAUCUCGGAGAACCAUGUCCGCCGUUGGUGAAAGGCAGGAAAUCGCUUCUUGAGGAACGCUUCCCUGACGGAAUAACAAACGGCGCCGCCUGGUAUCCCGUAUCCGGUGGCAUGCAGGAUUACAAUUACUUGCACAGCAAUGAUUUCGAGAUCACUCUGGAAAUUGGAUGCACAAAGUUUCCGAACGCCAGUGACUUGCCGGAAUACUGGCUGGAGAACAGGGAGCCCCUUCUACGUUUCAUCGAAAUGUCUCGCAAAGGCAUACAUGGUAUAGUGAGCUCAUCUAUUGGUACUCCUAUACCCCAUGCGAGGAUCUCGGUGGAAGGUAUAAAGCAUGACAUUUACACCACCGAGGCAGGUGAUUAUUGGCGAUUGUUGGUACCGGGACGCUAUAACGUGACUGUCAGCGCGGUAGGAUAUGAAAGCCUCACACAGGAUGUCAACGUAUCUCCAUACGGUGAAAAAAUUGGAGACGGAGAGGCGACUUUGUACUUUACGUUAAUGCGCGAUGAUCCUCUACACUGGUCAUCCGCAUAUGAUUUUGGUUUGAGAGCAAAUUUGCAGAGUGGUUACUUGACAAAUUCUGACUUGAGUGCCAGAUUCAGUCAAUUAGAAAAUCAUCAACCUAAUGUUGCGGAAUUUAUAGCCGGUGACUCAUUGAUUAGCAUGGCUAUUCAUUCGCUGAAGAUCACGCAUAAUAUGGGAUCACCUGACGAGAAUAAAUUUCAUAUCGCGUUGGUGGGAGGAUUGUUCGCCUCCCAGCCAGCUGGUAGGGAGAUCCUAUUACGUUUGGCCACGCAUAUCCUCAUGGGAAAUAGAAUUGAGGAUCCGCCAAUCCAAAGGAUACUAGAUAAUGCUUUACUGCAUUUUAUUCCCGGUAUCGAUCCGGCAUUCGAUAAUAUAGAACAAAGUAAGAAUUGCAAUCCUGUGGUCAGAAACGAAGUGGGAAAUAAGUUGUUAUCAGAGAACACUAAACAAACGGAUAUAAUUACGAAUGCGUUUGAGAAAAUGUUACAGACCGAAGAUUACGACGUCGUCGUAAUAUUAGGAGGCGGGGCAUCGCAAAUCAGUUAUUCCAAUGACGACCUAAAUAUAUUUAAAACACUUGCCGAGAAUUACGAGCAUUCAAGACACAAAGAAAUAUGCAGUUAUCCGAACAACAGUACACAACGCAUGACGAAUUUCAUACAGCGUGUAUACGGUAUACCUACGAUGAGCAUAAGUUUGUCGUGUUGCAACUAUCCGCCCGCAGACUCGAUCUCUAUCAUCUGGCGUGAGAAUCUAGGACCACUUAUGGAACUUGUGCAGAAUCUUGCGAGCGGAAUUCGCGCGAUGGUAAUGAAUGAAAGUGGCGCGCCACUUCGUGAGGCCAGCAUUAAGCUAGGAGAAAGAAGUUACAACGUGUCGCGUAACAUGGCUUAUUUCAAGAUGAUAUUGGUACCUGGCGAGUAUACAUUAAUUGUUUCCUGCAAGGGAUACGACACACAAAUGUUAAAGGUUUCUGUGCAACAGCAAAAUGUAACGGACAUCGAUAUUAGAAUGAACGCGACGCAGCUUGAUGCAGCAAAUCGCAACGAAGCGUUUGAGAAACUGAGUUUCGUAAAUCAAGCCUUGAGCGAUUUGAAUACCAAGUAUCCGCACAAAACGACUUUGCAUUCUAUCGGUAGAACCACGAAGGGCAGCGAGAUAAUGUGCCUUGAGAUCAGUUCGGACAACGAUCGGAUAGAACGAUCGUCCAUCGUAUUCUCGGCCGGGAUACUACGAGCGGAACCGGUCACGUCGGGAGUACUCUUGCAUCUCGCUUCGUAUCUCCUGGACAACUAUGAAAGGAAUGCCACGAUCGCAAGUUAUAUCGAUGACUUUUCUAUAUACAUAGCUCCGGAUUUUUCGCCCGAUUUUCACACGAACCUCACCUGCGCACCACCGCCAUCGGAUGGUCCACGACAGUUUCCGAUUCACAAUAAACUUGAUAACGAAGCGGCUAUGAUCGCGAAUUGGUUCAAAGACAUUAAUGCUGUGUUGGCCGUUAAUCUGAAUAGUGGAUCGCGGCACAUAGAAAUUCCGUUCGGUCGCGAGUAUGGAACGAUGGACGAACGAAGAUACGAAAGCGCCGACGAGGAUAUACUGCGACAUUUAGCAUCAUUGUAUGCUGAUACGAGAAUAGAUAAGUUGUCCGAAAGCUCGAAAUGCGAGCAAGACUCGAAUAUCGGCGACAAUAGCGUGAUACACGCAGGGAUCGGAAUCGGUAAAAAUCAUCCUUUGAUGGAUUACAUAUAUUUUAAUACAAGUACCUUAAUGAUAGACGUAUAUGUUACCUGCUGCACUACCGACCAUUCGAGCGCCGUAUGGCAGAUGAAUAAAGCAAGUUUACUGGCUUGCAUACAAGAGUUGGACAAAAGCGUAAGAGGAUACGUCACCAAUGAAGACGACGAGCCGUUAAACAAGAACGUCGUUUUGUCUUACGACAGAUCGCCUCACAUGGUUAAAAGCGGCAAAUCGGGCUUCUAUUCCAUUCUACUACCGGCUGGAAAACACAAUAUAACAGCUACGGCGCCUGAAUAUUACGAGGAAACCAAACUCAUCUCUACGUAUUUGUCUGAAAGAAUGAAAUAUUCGAGAUUAAUGUUCAAGCUUAUCCAUGACGACAAUAUUAUAGGGAUACCAAGAUUAGUAUUCAUUAUGAUAACGGGUACAAUAUGCUUCAGCAUCGUCUUGUGCUGCGUAAGUAUUUGUACGAGAUAUCAAUCUUCAAAAGACGAGAUAAACAAAAAAGGAUAUGCAUUCAGUUUAUUGAAAGACGGUGGUAGCUUUUUCGAUGAUGACGAGAAGGAAAUUGUGAUAUUUCGAAGACCAAUAGAUGAGAAUUCACCGAAUAAUAAUGAAAUUACAAGGCCAUAUUUUGACGAUGACAAUAGCUCCGAAGAUGAAAUCAAUUUUAUGCGAAAUUAUUCGGCCUGAACAAGAGCGAUAAAAUACCAAGGUAAACGUGAUAGCAAAUUUUUGUACAAGAAAUUUUUCACAUUGAUAAAUUUAGCAGCUCCGAAAUAAGGAUUAAAUGCAAUUAAACAAAUAUAAAUAAUUGUUUAACUUGUAAAAAUAAGCACUGGGGUCCAAAUAUGCAAUAUGUACUUAUAUAUGUAUUUAUGUAUUAGAUCUGUGCUGAAUUUUUUAAAUAACGCGAGAAAACAUUAUUGAUAUACAAACGUUUUGAUCAU